GGAGCGGUCAUAGUUCAGGUGGAUAUACUCGGUGCAGAACGACUCGAAUUAUGGCGUAUACCCACAGAGGCUCGACUUGUGUCAGAUCGCCUUUCUAACCUGUAUAUUUUCAAAUACGAUGAUCCUGACAAGCAUUUCUCACGGCUGUUCGUCCGCGAGUUGCUUGAAAUUCCGCUCAGAUGUGUGGACGAAGGUUUUGACGAGGUUGGAGAUGCUGUGUCGGCUCAACUUGACAAUGCAUGUGGAGCGAUCAAUGUCACUAUGAGGAAAUUUAAAAGUGACAAAUAG
This is a messenger RNA of Cooperia oncophora, 288 nucleotides long. Lineage: Eukaryota; Metazoa; Nematoda; Chromadorea; Rhabditida; Trichostrongylidae. The record is from the annotation of a GenBank genome assembly.